Acomys russatus (golden spiny mouse) is the source of this 2783-nucleotide messenger RNA. RefSeq names its product cell cycle progression 1 (gene Ccpg1). Gene Ontology annotation, cellular component: membrane. NCBI's taxonomy places the organism in Eukaryota, Metazoa, Chordata, Mammalia, Rodentia, Muridae. Bases 154 to 2631 code for a protein of 825 amino acids. The transcript has 10 exons. The record is from RefSeq and is a predicted model, not a curated record.
CCCAGCGGCGCCGUGCCAGCCGCUGCUUCCCAGCUGCAGACGCCCGCGAGCAGGUUGUUUUUAUGAGGCGUCACUGGCGUCUGGAUCCUGGACGCCGCCACGGUGACAACCGGCACGGUCGGGCGGAGGCGGCGUUGCCUUCGGGCCUGAAAAAUGUCUGAAAAUUCCAGCGACAGUGACUCAUCUUGUGGCUGGACUGUCAUAAGUCAUGAGGGUUCUGAUGUAGAGAUUGUGAACUCUGCCACAGCCAGUGACAGCUGUGAACAGGCUCUGGAAUGUUCCUCAUUAGAGCAAGAGGAACUGCAAGUUCUUCAUGUGGGGCAUGGAGGUGGAGAAAGUGGCCCAAAUAGCGUGUUGUCAAUGGGAGAAACCAUGUUGUCGUCAAUGGGAGAAACCAAGCCAGCAAUUGAGGUGGAGGAAGCAACUUCCCCUGAAGACAAUGUCUAUUUCGGAACUACCAGUGAUGAUUCUGAUAUUGUUACACUUGAACCACCUAAGCUGGAAGAAAUGGGGAGCCAGGAAGUUGUCAAUAAAGAGUUGCCCAGCUCAGAUGACUUUAACAUGGGUUCUUCCUCCAGCAGCCAGUAUACCUUCUGCCAACCAGAGCCCGAAAGGUGGUGGGAGAAGCUCUGGAAGAUUCCUGAAUGCAUAAGGGGAUGGGAUGAUCAGCUGAAGCUCCGUGUUCCUAGCCAGCUCGCUCUCCAAGUCUUUUCAUCUCAGCCGAGUGGUGAGGAAUCCAGUAGUGAUGACACCAGCCAUGAGCCCAGCCCUGCCCCUCGACGCCGGCGCAACAGAAAGAAGACCAUUUCUAUCUCAGAGUCUGAGGAGCCACUACUUGCCGAGCCAGCAGAUGAGCCCUCCCAAGAGCCAAGCAAACGCCACUUUGGUGGUGGUCUCAACAAGUGUGUUAUUCUGGCCUUGGUGAUUGCUGUGAGCAUGGGAUUUGGACAUUUCUAUGGCACAAUUCAGAUUCAGAAGCGUCAGCAGUUAGUCAGCACGAUCCACGGAGAGGAGCGGAGUGCUGGGAAGGGUCAUCUCUCGCAAUGCCAGCAGGAACAAGUGUCUUUUCUAGAUUUCAAGUUAUUGGAAGAAAACCUUGAGAGGUGUUGGACUGUUACUGAAGCGGAGAAAGUUACCUUUGAAGCGCAGAAGAAUAAUCUUGCUGCAGAAAACCAGCACUUACGAAUGUCUCUGGAGAAGGAAGAGAAAGCCCUGUCUGUAUUACAAGAAGAGCUACGGCAACUAAGGGCGCAGAUAAGAUUGUUGGAGGAUAAAAGCACAAGUGCUCAGUUAGUUAGGGAGAACCAGGUUCUUAAGCAGGACUUAGACGUGGAAAAACAGAAGACAAAUAGCUUCGUGACUGAAAGGGAGACUCUCUUGGAGGAAGCAAAGACGCUGAAGAGAGACCUGGAGAGGGAGCGGCUCACAGCGAUGGCUCUGCGGGCAGAACUUGAGCACAGGGCCCAGGGCCGCGCAGACUCUGGCGGUGUGCAGGCUGAGGGGAAGGAGAUGGUGCUGCUGCAGCAGAGGCUUGCUGAGCUGGAGCACAAGCUGAGCUUUGAGCAGCAGCGUUCUGACUUGUGGGAACGACUGUAUGUUGAGGCAAAGGGCCAACAUGGAAAGCAGGAAACGGACGGGAGGAGGAGAGGGAGCAAGGGAGACCACAGGGCAAAGAGCAAGUCCAAGGAGACAUUUCUGGGCACAGUUAAGGAAACAUUUGAUGCUAUGAAGAAUUCUACCAAGGAGUUUGUGAGACACCAUAAAGAAAAAAUCAAGCAGGCGAAAGAAGCUGUGAAGGAAAAUCUGAAGAAGUUCUCAGAUUCAGUCAAAUCCACUUUCCGGCAGUUCAAAGACACCACCAAGAAUAUCUUUGAUGAAAAGGGCAGUAAGAGACCCGGGGCAGCCGAAAAGCCAAGAGCAGCUUACGGUCAUUCCUCAUACUCACAGCCCAAGGCACCGAACCAAAACCAGAACUGCAGAGGCCCUGCCACACAGAGGGACAGAGGAAGAGAGAAGCCCAGCCACUCCGAAGAAAUGAGAAAAAAUGCAAAUUCAUAUCCGUACAGGGCCAAGUUUGACUGCAGAGACACCCAUUCUACCAGUAGGGGUUGUUCAGAACGUGCUGGGCAAGAGUCCGCUGGCCCCGUCAGCACAGCACGUUGUGUCAGGAUAAAUGACUUCAGGCAGCUGAUCCAGUGGUACUUACUGACUGAGCUGGACACCUUUCACCACUGGAAAGAGCUGGAUCAGUUCAUCAACCCGUUUUUCCCCCAUGGUGUCUUUACACACGACCAGAAACUCUUCGCAGACUUCAUCGACGCCGUGAAAGGUUACCUUAAGGGCAUAAAGGAGUAUCAAGUCCAAGACGACAGUUUGGAGAAGUUGGACGGCUAUGUGUACAGACACUUUGGGCACCUUUUCGCCCUUCCAUUCGGACCCAGUCGACCUGAUAAAAAGCAGCGUACGGUAAAUAUUGAAAACUCCAGGCACCGAAAACAAGAGCAGAAGCACCUUCAUCCACAGCCUUAUAGAGGGGAAGGUAAAUGGCACAAACACAGUCGCGCUAACGGAAGACACACGGCAAACCUUGAGAUAGAAUUGGGGCAGUUACCUUUUGAUCCUAAAUACUGAUUCAUAAUUAAGUUAAAUUAGGAAACUAAGAGAUGUAGAUGCGUUCUACUUUGGUGUUGAAAUUAAGAAAUCACCGUGACUGUCUUUAUAUUAUGCAAAAGCAGAGCUUACUAACUUGCAUUUUCCUGUAGCUUAGGUUUGUUAAAAACAAA